GUUGGUGUUCGUAUCUUGGUAUUCGUACUUCGCAUCAUAUGAUGAUGAUGGCCGCUGCAAAUGUGUGUUAGUUGCCGUCGCCGCUACGGGUCGUUUGGUGGUGUUGGUGAGCGUAGUACAGCUUGUCUCUUGCUUGUGUUCCCCAGCGUGUCCGUGUCCAUGUAUUCAUUCCGUCUAUUCUGUGGAGUGUAUUCAAUUGACUGUCAAAUGCAGUCCGACUAAAAAGUGCUAGAUGAUAGCACCGAUUCAAGUGCAACAAUAUUUUUUUAAAAUUAAACAUAAGUGCCAGUAAAGGUAGUCAAGCAGCCAGUCAUCGGCUUGCACUUCUUUACUUUGAUUAUGUCGAGUGAUUUGAUAUGGUUAUCAUCAAAUCAUUAGGUAUGUUGACAUUUCGGAAGCGCGUGUACUCUAAAUGAAUGGAACUCAUGAAUGGAACACGAGGGUUCUGUGGAAAAAGACUAAUGCUAUAUAAAAACUAUUAUGUGAUAGGGAAUAUAGUGUAUUCUAAUCCAGUUUGGGAUGGCUACCGGCGGCCCGGAGCCUGGGCCGUCGGAGAGCUCGCGGAGUUGUGACUUAAGCCUUCAUGGCUUUUCGGAACAACCGUGGUCUGUGUUUGCGGCAGCCCUGGGCCGAGAUCACCCGAUAAGUGAUGAUAAAUCCGAAUGCCUCAACAAGUCUUACGUGCAUAGAUUUGAUUGCGAUUAUAUGGGUCUCUUUGGGUUCUUUCCUAACCGAGAAGAUUUUUUAACUGUUGUCUGUGAUGAAUGUAAUACAUUAUUAAUACCACAUAGAGUCAAGCAACAUUUGUUGAUUUAUCAUAAGAAGGAUUCAACAGCUACUAAACCUAUUCAAAAUGAUCUGUUCAUUAAGCACAAAGAACAUGAGCAUAAUGCAUCUCCAAAGGUUCAGAAAUUCAAUCCUGAUAUUCACUGUGGCGUGGUAUCGGAGGAGGAUUCAAAGCCUUGCAUGCAUUCUUUGACUUGCAAGAGUCAUUCAUCAUUUAUGAGGCGCAGUGUUGCGGGCAGAAGCAAACCUUUCAGCAAGCUUCUUACAGAACUUUCACAACAUCAUCAUAUAUCUACAAAGGAAACAAAGGCAAAUGCUGUUUCAAACUCUGCAAAUAAUGGGGGCAAGCAUUCGGAUGUUGUUAGUAAGAGCAAUCACAAUUCACUUUUGAAAUCAAGUAUCAAGCAGCAUGAACCUCAGCCUGAGAACAUAUCUAAUAAAAACCAUGUAAGUGUGGCUAAAUCCAUCAGCAGCAAUCAUUCAGUAAGCAAUGCAAAUACAUCAGGGCAAAAGAACUUGACAUCACAGUCAGCAAGAAAUAUUCAAGAAUCUGUGAAGACGAUUAUUAUAACUGGUAAUGGCAAGAGUUCUGAUACACAAUAUAGAGGAAAUCAUAGUACUGCUAGCUCAAAGUCAACUUUGUCAUCAAAACUGUCUGGAUCAGUAUCUGACAGUCAUUCCAGGAACGGCUCGGCAUUAUCUUCAGCUACUACAACAGUGGGCAGUUCUAAUGGUGCUUUAAAUAUAAGUAGUUCUCACAAGGUAACAUCACAAUCCAGCAAAAGUCAAGAAUCUACAAAAUCCAUGACAACUGUGAAGCUUGCCAAAUCUAAUUUUUCGUUACCUUUGACAUUUCCUUUGUCUUGUAUUACUGAUCUUUCUUUACUUAAACCAAAUGCAUCAUUACUUAAAUCUGCUGUUGCAUCAGUAGCAACGGUAGCAACACCGGUAGCGGCCCCUGUAAGUGCUUCAAUUCCAAAAAAGCAGCCACAGGUUGUGAGCACAGCUCCAGUUACAGUCACAAAUACGGCAAAAACCAGUGUCACUUCUUCGACAUGCAAUGCAAUGACAAAUACUGCCAUUAAUACCAUGCAUUUGAGAAAUAAUAACCACGUUUAUCUAAACGUAAUGUCUGUAGACUAUGAACAAAAUAUACCUAAGCCCUCAGCUGUUUGCACAUUUAAUAGUAGAAAAUUGAAAAACCAGUUAAUAUUCACACCAAAGGUUAGCUCAUAUAAGGAGGCCUUUGAUCCUGUUAUAAGUUAUUUCAAUAAUAUCCCUAAUCAGCCUCAUUCUAGACCACCGCUUGUUAGUAAUUAUAAUUUAACAAAUAGUAUGAAUGGCCCACAUUCUGUGAAUGGAUACAAUCACAAUCCUCUCAUGAUGCAAAUGCCUUCCACGCCUGUUUCUUCUUUGAAGCCUAUGAUAGGAGGAAAGCCUACUACGUAUAGGCCCCUUUUGCCAAAAUGCCCUCCCACAAGGGCUCACACGCCAUACAGCUUUCAAUAUCAAAAUGGUUAUACGAAUGGGGUCUCCUCACCGCCACCCUCAUUAGCAGCAACUACCUCUUUAAAGAGACUGAAUCCUUAUAAUGUAAUGAACAAUACUGAUGAAGCAAAACAAAGUAGAACAAAUUUGAGCUCGGCUUUUAUUGUCGACGAUGAUGAUGAAUUGCCAAAUGGUAAAACUGAUCUGACAACAUUGAUGGAAUUGGAAUUUGAUGAACCCUAAUACUUAUGCACUUUCAUCUAGUUUAUCAUCAGCUUGAGGAACAGUUACUUUUAAUAAUUUAAGUGUAAAUGUGCAAGUUGGGAGCCUGGCGCUCGUUCUAAAUUUUGUGAUACUUGCGAUGUGAAGAUGUCCAUUCUCCGUAAGAUGAUGAGUAUAAAGAUUUGCAAACGUUCUCAUUAAAUAUGUACAUUUAAUACUCACUAUGUAGUCAGUUGUGUACGAAUAAUAAAAAUUCUAUUUUAGGACCUUACGAUGUAAAAAAUUGAUUUUUAUAAAUAUUUCAUAUUCAUAUCCAUCUUUUUAUUUUGUGUAGAGUGACAUAUAUCUAAGGUUUACGAAAUUAACCUUUUGUAACUGGUGAUGAAAGUCUCGUUUCUGAAAUGUUGUAUACCUUCAUGUUAAGAGUGUGCAAAUGCAUAUGUAAAUACUGAAUGCUUGUUGGGGGCGAGAGUGAACAAGAAUGGUAGUUUGAUUUUCAAUUGUGAAAUUAUGGAAUUGUAUAAAAAGUAAUUAAUGUUUUAGUUAAUUGAUUAUGUCUAA
This is a messenger RNA of Ctenocephalides felis (cat flea), 3057 nucleotides long. RefSeq lists its product as uncharacterized. The record is from RefSeq and is a predicted model, not a curated record. The transcript is spliced from 4 exons. Bases 520 to 2517 code for a protein of 665 amino acids. Lineage: Eukaryota; Metazoa; Arthropoda; Insecta; Siphonaptera; Pulicidae.